Drosophila navojoa is the source of this 943-nucleotide messenger RNA. It is a transcript of the gene Tsp39D, whose product is annotated as Tetraspanin 39D. Gene Ontology annotation, cellular component: plasma membrane. Lineage: Eukaryota; Metazoa; Arthropoda; Insecta; Diptera; Drosophilidae. The record is from RefSeq and is a predicted model, not a curated record.
UUUGCAUUAUGUUUUUGCGCCUUGCGACUAAAACAACACGAGUUAACCCGUCGGCUAAAGAAAAACAGAAUCAACAUAUAUACAAGCGUUUUUUUCAAAAGUAGACAAACUACAGAGUUGUGAUUAGUUAAUUGCAAUCCAAAUAUCUAGACGGUGUCCGGUGUGAAAGGUUCUGACCACAAAAAAUAAAAAAAAUGGCAUCCGGCGGCUUGACAUGUGUCAAAUAUAUAACUUUCUUUUGCAAUCUGCUGUUUGCGCUCACGGGUCUCCUGAUCCUGUUGGUGGGCGCAAUGGUGCAGCUGAACUAUGCUCAUUACUCGAACUUUGUGAGUGAUCAUAUUUGGACGGCGCCCAUUAUACUGAUGGUUGUGGGCGCCGCUGUGGCUUUUAUCUGUUUCCUGGGCUGCUGUGGCGCAUUGAAGGAGAACAGCUGCAUGAUACUCAGCUUCGCCAUAUUGGCAGUGAUAAUAUUCCUUUUGGAAAUUGGUCUGGGAAUUGCUGGCUAUAUCAAGCACUCGGGCCUGCCGCAGCUAAUGGAAACACAAUUCAAUACGACCAUGAAGAACUAUAAGGAGCGUGAUGACUAUCGUGAUGCCUGGACUUUGCUGCAAACCGAAUUGGAUUGCUGUGGCACAAAUGGACCUAACGACUGGGAUGCCAUCUUUCCCAACAAGACUUUGCCCCCGGCCUGUUGCAAGGUGAUCAAUCUCAGCGAGGCCAAGGAGUGCACCACCCUGCAUGCCGUGCAGCAGGGCUGUCUGCAGAAGCUGUUGCACAUACUCGACUCAAAGACUUUGAUACUGGCCGGCGUGGUGCUCGCUGUGGCAGGCAUACAGCUGCUCACCAUACUCUUUGCCUGCUGCUUGUAUCGUUCGUUUCGCCGCAGCUACGAUCACGUUUAGGCUGCGUAGCGAGGAUCCCAUCUAUCGAUUUUAAAAACAGA